Molecule: messenger RNA, 1386 nt
Organism: Schizosaccharomyces octosporus yFS286
Lineage: Eukaryota; Fungi; Ascomycota; Schizosaccharomycetes; Schizosaccharomycetales; Schizosaccharomycetaceae
Product: phosphatase activator
Exons: 1
Coding region: 201-1085 (294 amino acids)
Source: RefSeq, a predicted model, not a curated record
AAUUUUUAUUCUUCACAUCCUUAUGCUCACACCUACUACAUUAAAAAUUACCGUAUUUUGGUAAACACAACGAAACUGCAUAUUAUUCCCAAAUGUCAUAUUGUAUUCAUUUUUAGGAUAAAUCGUUUACGAAAGAUUUAUAAUUAUACUUAAAAAGAUCUCUAAAAUAUUUAAGGCGAACGACAUCGGUACAGUCUCUCAUGUCCUCCGUAAUAACCCAGGCUCAAGAAGCACCUAUCGUUGCAGCUGAUACUUCAUGCAGUUAUGAGCAAGUCAAUCCAAAAAUCCAGCUAUUCGUCAGAGGUGUUAUUUUUGAAGUAUUCCGAAACGAACUUUUGUCGUUGCCUGAGUCUGUUUUAAUGUGUCUUUUCCCAAGAGGUUUAAUGCUUGACUAUGAAAUCCAUGAAUACUUAACAAACAAUCGACCAUUAAUUUUUCAAACAGCUGAUUUUGAUCCUUCCAUUUUUGGCUACAUAAUCAGCUAUUUUCGGAUGAUGGAUUCGCGUAUCAACGAUGAAAUACAGUUCAUAUCGCCACCAGCACCGUCUUUUCCUGGAAAGUGUGGAAUAAUCUUUUUAAAAGAAGACAUUGAAUUUUAUGUUUUACCUCCUACCAUAGAACAGUCAGUUGUGGAAACGAAACCCAUCGAUCUUGCAAGAACAAAAGAGAAAGUAGCUAAACAGUUACUUGAUGAAAAACGCAUUUUCGAUUGCCUUCGUGUAGACAGCUCAACUCCUGAAGAAUCUGCGGAAAAGAAUCUAGUUCGUAUGCUGUGUUAUAGUGGAUUCAAUGAAGACGAUGAAUGGAAAAUAAGGACCCAGGAACCGCAUAGAGCAUGCAUAACUUCAGUUACACUGUCGAUCUUGGAUUUUUCCGCUGAUAAAGGUCCUGUUUCUGAUCCGAACUAUUUCCCCGUUUUCCAAAAACUUUUGCUGUUCUGGCAAAAACCCGCAAGAAAGUGUUGGUGGGAUUCUGCUAUGAAAACAAAUUAUAUGGGAGUUGAUUUCUCUGUGUGGGUUCGACGCGUAUGGACUUUGGAACUUGCUGUGUUGGGCGCGACUCAUACUCAACCAUUGGUUGUAUAAUAACUUAUUUGCAUAGACCUUCCUCCUCCUCGAAGAAGUUAAUGGAUUAAAUAAUGAUAAAUACCUACUACCCUUUUUCUAAUGCUCCUACUUAUGUGAUCAUUUGAGAACAGCGAUCACAUUUAUUAGUGUAUUCCUACCUCAAUUGCAAAGUCAUGCCGACCUUGAGUUUACGUUUACAUUAUAUUUUGGUAUUCCAAAUUUGAAUUAAUAAAUAAACUCUUAUCUAAUCCACCUUUCUCGUAAUUAAGACCCUAAAUAAUCCUGUACUACUAAUACAAUCUAUCAUUUUACUUCUUUA